ACUUACUUUGACAAAGGAAAUUUGGAAGGAAUUACCUGAGGAUAGUUUGUGUAGCACUGGGAUAGUCAACACUGGCACAAUGAAGCACUUCCUGAGAAUGUUAAUCCAGGUGUGCCUGUAUUUUUACUGUAAAUUUUUGUGGCGCUGCCUGAAAUUUGUCAUGAGGAAGCUAACUGGAAGAUGUGAACUGCAACGGAUCUGUUACAAUACCAAGCCUGGAGCUUCUAGAACCAUGAAAAUUGAAACAUCACUGAGAGAUUCAAAAAGUAAACUGUUGCAGACUUCAGUGAGUGUUCACCCUGAUGCUAUUGAAAAAACUAUAGAAGACAUCAUGGAACUGAAAAAAAUUAACCCCGACAUAAAUCCACAGCUGGGAAUCUCUCUUCAGGCUUGCCUUCUGCAAAUCGUUGGGUACAGAAACCUAAUUGCAGAUGUGGAAAAACUGCGCAGAGAGCCUUAUGAUUCUGAUAAUCCCCAACAUGAAGAAAUGCUUCUGAAGUUAUGGAAGUUCCUGAAGCCCAAUACGCCACUGGAAUCUCGGAUUUCUAAGCAGUGGUGUGAAAUUGGUUUCCAAGGUGAUGAUCCUAAAACAGAUUUUCGAGGAAUGGGACUUCUGGGACUAUACAAUUUGCAGUACUUUGCAGAAAGGGAUGCUACAGCAGCUCAGCAGGUCCUCUCUGAUUCUCUUCAUCCAAAAUGCAGGGAUAUCACUAAAGAGGAAAUAAGCAAAUUCAGCAAAGCAGAAUGGGAGAAGAAAAGGAUGGAUAAAGCAAUUGGGUACUCAUUUGCGAUUGUGGGCAUCAAUAUAACUGACCUGGCGUACAAUCUACUGGUCAGUGGAGCUCUAAAGACCCACUUCUACAACAUCGCUCCGGAAGCUCCAACACUGUCUCACUUCCAGCAGACAUUCUGCUAUUUGAUGCACGAGUUUCAUAAGUUUUGGAUUGAAGAAGACCCCAUGGACAUAAUGGAAUUUAAUCGUGUGCGGGAGAAAUUCCGCAAGAGGAUUGUAAAACAGCUGCAGAACCCAGACAUGGCACUGUGCCCACAUUUUGCUGCCUCUGAAGGUUUAAUUAACAUGUAGUCGCCCACGCUGAUUCUAAUGAAUACCAUGGAACACUGCCUCAUUGUCGUGUUAGAUCUCUGCUUAGGUCCCAGCUCACACACUGAAUGCACACAGUGAUUGUAUGCAUGCCUUUUGGUACAGUAUUUUCAUCUCUUGGUCAUAAUUCCAAGAUCUCCAGAAACCAUGAUUUCUGGAGUAUCUGUCAUCCAGUGACUGCUCAUAUUGUGGCAUUACGCAGUGUUACAUCUUGCCUUGACACCCAGGUAUGAAGAGAGUUUUCUAUUUUUUUAGACUUUUUCCUCCCCCUCAUAACUCAGCAUCGAAGAACUGUUAUUUCUCUAGCUGUGUUUUGUAUGUAUGAGGUUUAGCUGAAUCUCGUUCUGUGAAAUUCCUUUAAUUUAUUGAUAUGUUUCAUGACUAUUGCUGCUAGCUUUUCAAGUCAGGUUCAUGCUUGGACCUCAUUCUGAUAAAGCAUAAGACUUAAAAAUAAUACAGACAGACACAUGACAAGCCAAACUGUUCCUGUAAACAUAGCUGCUCUUCAUGAAAAUGUAAUGAGGCUUACGAGAAGUAACUUUAGGUAGGAGCUGCUUUUGUUUGGAGUACUGCAGAAUUAUAUUGUAACUUACCCCAGUUGCAAUUGUACCAUAGUCACCUGGAUAUCAAAUUAUUUUACUCCCAUCAUUUCACUGACUUGGAUGCCUAAAUAUGUUCAUGAUGCGUGGAGCCUCAGAAAAGAGGUAAGCAUAUUUUGAAAGCUGCAAAAGAUUUUUCACUGCCUGCCUCUUGCUGAACUCAAGUUACAUCCUGGCACUGUUCUGAUCCAAGCAUCUUUGCUUUAGGAACCGAGUGCUGACUGGUUCGUUUUCUAUGUCAAGGGGCAAUAAUAAAAGAAAAAAGAUUAUUUUUGCAAGAAAGUGUGUUGCAAGAGAGGAACCUCAGCUACACCACUCUGCAAUAUUUCUUGAAAACUAAUGACCUUGUCUUGUGUCAGUGGAAAAUAUAAAUUGCUUGAAAGGAGUAAAAUCAAAUCAUUCCAAAACUGCUAAAAAUCAUUUUAAAAAUCAUGAUUUAGUUUGGAAUUAUGAUUGUAGUCUGUUGAAUAGUAUUUACCAUGGCAUUUCAUACCCAUGGUAUUUUAUAUCUUCUGACUAUCGAUUUUAGUAUUAUUAGAUGUUUGUGUAAUCACUUGCUUAUUUAAAUGAAUUUUGAGUACUGCCUAACUUGUCAGUUAUAUGAAUAAAUUACAUGUCAUUCUACUGUAACAUGUACUGGAUUUCAUUUUAAUAUUUUUGUGCUCUUGAAUAGCUUCUGAAUAUGCAAAUGUAUGGGUGGGUAGAGUGUCAAAUAUAGACAACCUGGCACUGGCUGUAAAACAGGCCGUCAUUCAGAGUCACCACGUGUUAGGCAGAAUAUGUUAUGUCUGAGAUGCGUCUUUAAUCUUGAGGCCUGAUAAUGCUCUACUGGGAGAAUAAGAGCCAACUUUUUAUUCAUUACUACUGAUUAAGUCUGGAUUGCCUACUGCUAUAUGGCUGACAAAGAGGAACUAUGAACUGCCCCUUGUUUCCUUUUCCAGGCUAGCUCCUUUGGGAUUGUGCUGUCCUUUCUCUUACCCCAUGUACCAGGUUGCAACAUUUUGCUUUGCCGCUAGUAUAGCCCUGUGCCCUUUCUUAGAAUGGACAAGGGAAGUGGUUGGUUAAUACAUGAUGUAUACUAUGAGUAAUAGCAGACUACGUAUUCCUCUCUAGAGUAAGUGAGAACUUGUGAACCUAGUAAAUGGCCUGUCUUGGGAGCACUGAAUCCCCACUACAGCU
Tupaia belangeri chinensis (Chinese tree shrew) is the source of this 2880-nucleotide messenger RNA. It is a transcript of the gene ELMOD1, whose product is annotated as ELMO domain containing 1. Bases 80 to 1084 code for a protein of 334 amino acids. Lineage: Eukaryota; Metazoa; Chordata; Mammalia; Scandentia; Tupaiidae. Gene Ontology annotation, molecular function: GTPase activator activity. The transcript is spliced from 11 exons. The record is from RefSeq and is a predicted model, not a curated record.